AUGCGCCUCGUAGAUCUUUCAGCCACCGGAAACAUUCGCCCAGAAGUCACUUUGCAGGGCGAUGGUCUUACGGUGGAUAAAACAGAGGCAUGGAACAUGUUGGACGAGAAGCUGGAGAAGCAGAUCGACGCACCGACGCCUAUGUCGACGGAGUGUCCAGAGGAGGAGUCCAUAUGCAUUGGGUUUGAUGAGGAUGAGAAUGCGGAUGGCUUCUGUUCGGUAGAGAGAGUCCCUACAGCCUCCUCAAUGGGGGUACCUCAACUGACAGACAGCGUGAAAAUAAGCUGCACAAGCAGCAUUCGCCGUCGCCGUCUGGAUCUGGAGCGUCGGAGUUUGGUUGCGGAUUACCUUGAGAAGUAUGACUUCCAAGGGGUCAACCUGCCCAGACCCGCACGGAGCAUGUCGUCCUUCCUCCGCAAAGAGACCAUUUUCCCGAUACACAGAGCUGCACAGCUGGGGCAUCAUCGCAUGGUUCGUGAGCUGAUCCGGCUGGGGGCCGACCCUGAAGUGAAGACUUCCCGUGGUCGGACACCGUACGACUUGGCCGCGCAAGCAAACAGAGACGGCUCGCACUCCAUGGUCCUUGAGCUGCUCUCUGGCCACUGGAACAUCAUGAGCUUUCGGGACCUCAGGGCGCAGUCAAGCAGCAGUGCACGGACUAGCUAG
This is a messenger RNA of Symbiodinium pilosum, 666 nucleotides long. The record is from the annotation of a GenBank genome assembly. Lineage: Eukaryota; Dinophyceae; Suessiales; Symbiodiniaceae.